This is a messenger RNA of Symbiodinium sp. CCMP2456, 2775 nucleotides long. Lineage: Eukaryota; Dinophyceae; Suessiales; Symbiodiniaceae. The record is from the annotation of a GenBank genome assembly.
AUGGCGGACGAGCCUACCCGUGAGGCUGCUCUCCUCCAGGAGUCGUCACGACCCGAUGGAUUCGAGCCAUGGGGUCCUUUUUGCAGGAAGGAGCUUAAGGGAAUGUGGGCUUUGGGAUGGCCCAUAGCUGUAAGUAUGUUCUGCCGGUUCGCAAUGUUCUCAAUGGACUCUGCCUGCGUGGGCCAUCUAAACAGACCACUAGCCGAGUCGCACUUCUUGUUGAAGUCGGCUGGGGCCAACCCAGAUGCAGAAAUACCUGGCCUUCCAACAGCGGCUUAUCAUCUUUUGCAGCUUGAAGAUGCCCUCGAGUCGAGCGAGAUGGGCACAGAGGCUGGCACGGACGACAGCUACUCCCCGAAAGAGUACUUGGCUGCAUCUACUCUUUCAGACAUGAUUACCAAUUUUCUGACGACACCCUUGUUGGCAAUGGCGUUUGGAUUGAACCCACUGAUUGCACAGUCAGUGGGGUCCGGCAAUCUCAAGAUGGUUGGAACUUGGUUGAAGUUGAGUUUCUUCUGUGUAACAUUGGGCACCAUUCCUUUCAUCACGGGCUUCUUCUUUGUGGACGAAAUUUUGAGCGCUUUACGUUUCGAUCCAGAUGUAUGUUAUCUUGCGGGAGUCUACGCCAGGUACAACAGCAUUUGGGUGCUUCCAAACAGCUGGUAUGUGACGAUGCGAAUGUACUUCCAAGCACAGGGCAAGCCACGUCCCGCCAUGUACUUUGGGUUGAUCUUCCUGUUUGUCAAUGCUCUCUUUUUGUGGCUGUUGGUCUUUGGUGGGCCCGAGAAUGGGCAGUGGUGGCACGUGGGAGGUCUCGGCUUCAUUGGUGCAGCCUUGUCUAUCAGCUGCUCUCGCAUUGUGCAAAGCUUCUUCUAUUGGCUGUACAUGUUCGUGAUUACAAAGGCACAUGCGCCGACCUGGCCAGGAAUGGGUUGUGACUUCUUGCAGCGGAAAUAUUUGAGACCAUAUUUUGCACAGGUGCUGCCUCAGGUUGGCACCAUGCUGCUUCAGUUCUUGAUCUCUCAGUCCACAACCCUGUUGGUUGGAAAGCUUGGCAAAUUGCAGGUUUCUUCAAGCAGUGCGGCUGCGCAAGCCACAGUGCCGAUCACCGUGUGUUUGCUCAUUACCUUCUCUUCGAUGACAGCCAUCCGAGUGGGGAUGAAGCUGGGUAAAGGUGCCGCCAAAGAGGCCGCGCAGACAGCAUGGCUUUGCCUUGGCACGCAGGCAGCGCUGACGGCGCUCUUCGCCGCAGUGGCCCUUCCGCUCAGGAAAGAGUUUAUGUCGCUGAUGACAAACGAUCCUCAGAUCAGGCAGUUGGCCUCAGAGCUGCUUGUGCCGAUCACCCUCAAUUUCCUUUUCGCUGGCGCGGUGAGCACCGUGAACGGAGGAAUACUUGCAAGCCAAGGGCGCACCUACCUCAGUGCUGUAAUGGUGAUGUUAUUCGAACUUCCACUCUCCCUCGGAACCAUUGCAAUUUUAGUCUUGGCCUUCCAUGUUGAUGUGCAUGUCGUGUAUUGGGUUCAAGCUGGCGUGACUUUUGUUGAAGCCGUGAUCGUGCUUCUGAUCAUAUCCCGCAGCGACUGGGACAAGUAUGCUGAGGAUGCCCGACGACAGCACGGACGCACAGUCCUGAACAUCGGCAGCAUCGGCACCUUCGCAGAAGGACAGCCACGCGCCAAAAUCAUGUCGAUGCUUCUUGCUUUCGUCCGCAGGCCGUCAGCUCAUCGUCCGUCCCUGAGUUCUCAAGCAGCUCCGCCAAGUAAAGCUGUGACGACCGGCGCGGCAUUUUAUCAGCCUGAAGCAACCAAGGUCGAGUCUGCACAAGAUGUGCAGGUGUACAGCUCGGAAUGUGCCAACGCCGUACAAGGGUUGCCUCCAUCAGCGCCUGUUGACUUGCAAGCAGGCGACACCUGCGUGAUUUGCCAACACGAGCUCAGACGAGGUGAUGCUACGAGACCACUGCCUUGUGGUCACAGCAGCUGGCACGACGACUGCUUCCUGCAAUGGCUGACCGAGCAGCCUUCGUGCCCCAUUUGCCGUGCAAUGGUUGGUGAAGACACUGGAGUCACUGGAGGGGGGGUUAUCUUCCCGGAAGUGGUGGCCUUGAGCGAACGUGUGGCAGAUUUGCAAUCACAAGUUGAGGCCCUCCAUCUGCAGUGGCAGCUUCAGGCUCUCCAGGCACACCUACUGCAACGGGCUGUCUUGCUAGAGAGUGAAAGACAAAGACUAGAACGACAGCUUAUGCUCAGUUUCGAAGAGCUGGCAUCUUCUGGCCGACAGCUGGCCGAGAUCCAUGGCGAGUUUAUACGCAGGUGGAGAUAUCAACGUUGCAGGCUGCGAUGUGUGUCUGUGCCCCUUCACACCCGACAUACCAGACCUGGGCGGAUCGCCGAGUUGGAGUCAUCAACUCCAUCUUUUGAUCUAGCAAGCUCAUGCGACUCGUCAGCUUGUUCAGGGCCUGAUUGUCGAGGUGUUUCACACAGUGAGGAAAUCACCGAAGAAGCUCAGUCCAUCCUUGCCCGCCUGCGCAACGCCGUCAUGAGGACUCCUCUGCCUGGGGCGCACGUCUUUCGUGCACUCGCAGGCCGAAGUGGUCGCAUGGGCCCAGCACAAGCCGCGCGCGUGCUGCAACAUCUUGAGUCUGCAGUAUCUUAUGAAGCAUUGGCCAGGGCUUUCGUAAUGCUGGACGUCGAUGGCAGUGGCUUCAUUGAAGAAUCUGAUUGGAUGUUUGCGUUGCAACUGCCCAGACCGCUCGCAGCUACAUCCAUUGCGUAG